Molecule: messenger RNA, 825 nt
Organism: Pseudophryne corroboree (corroboree frog)
Lineage: Eukaryota; Metazoa; Chordata; Amphibia; Anura; Myobatrachidae
Product: KS1 protein-like
Exons: 4
Coding region: 1-825 (274 amino acids)
Source: RefSeq, a predicted model, not a curated record
AUGCGCUGUGUGAGAAAGGUAGAUGACUGUGAGAGAAAGGUGGAUGACUGUGAGAGAAAGGUGGAUGACUGUGAGAGGAAGGUAGAUGACUGUGAGAGGAAGGUAGAUGACUGUGAGAGGAAGGUGGAUGACUGUGAGAGAAAGGUAGAUGACUAUGAGAGAAAGGUGGAUGACUGUGAGAGGAAGGUAGAUGACUGUGAGAGGAAGGAAGAUGACUGUGAGAGGAAGGUGGAUGACUGCGAGAGGAAGGUAGAUGACUGUGAGAGGAAGGAAGAUGACUGUGAGAGGAAGGUGGAUGACUGUGAGAGGAAGGUGGAUGACUGUGAGAGGAAGGUAGAUGACUGUGAGAGAAAGGUGGAUGACUGUGAGAGAAAGGUAGAGGACUGUGAGAGAAAGGUGGAUGACUGUGAGAGAAAGGUAGAGGAAUGUGAGAGGAAGGUAGAUGACUGUGAGAGGAAGGUGGAUGACUGUGAGAGGAAGGUGGAUGACUGUGAGAGGAAGGUAGAUGACUGUGAGAGAAAGGUAGAUGACUGUGAGAGGAAGGUAGAUGACUGUGAGAGAAAGGUAGAUGACUGUGAGAGAAAGGUAGAGGAAUGUGAGAGGAAGGUAGAUGACUGUGAGAGGAAGGUGGAUGACUGUGAGAGGAAGGUGGAUGACUGUGAGAGGAAGGUGGAUGACUGUGAGAGGAAGGUGGAUGACUGUGAGAGAAAGGUAGAUGACUGUGAGAGAAAGGUGGAUGACUGUGAGAGAAAGGUAGAUGGAAAUGCGCUGGGAUCUCACGGAUAUCUGCAUACUACAGAUGACAAGACGGCGCCGCUCUGGUAA